GGCGUAUCGCGUCCAUACGCUCCAAUCAUGCUCGCGCCAUGGCCAACGCAUAGGCCGACUAUAGGCCCCAUCCUGACAAGACACACGAGUUCAGCUCGAAUGAGACCGUCAAGGACUCAUUUCGGCCUUUUCUGCCUUGCGCCCAUCGUUCAAAUGAGGAGCAACGGAUCUCGUGGAUCUCGGAAGGUCCGGCGUCUGGUCAGGCAUGUCGCAGACAAGACAGUUGACAAGACCGCUGAGUUUUCGUACAAAAUCGAUCUUGACGGGCUGGUAUCUCUGUGCAAAAGACGUGGCUUUGUUUUCCCAAGCGGAGAGAUUUAUGGUGGCUACAGUGGCUUCUUUGACUAUGGACCACUUGGUGCGGAGCUCAAGAACAACCUGAAACGAAUGUGGUGGCGCAGGAUGGUGCAUUUUCGAGAUGAUGUGGUUGGCCUGGACAGCUCCAUAGUGUCCACGCCGGCCGUACAUCGAGCGUCGGGGCAUGUCGACAACUUCUCAGACCCAAUGGUGGACUGCACCGAGAGCAAGAGCAGGUUCAGAGCAGAUCAACUGAUGUGGGCCAAGGUGGAGCUUGAGGAUGAUCGCAUCGUCGGCUAUGUGUCAAUGGCCAGCCACAAGCCGUUGAGGAUGGAAAUGUGGAGAAGGCCUUGGAGAAAGCAGCAAAGCGAUUGAAGAAGGAGCAGAU
Effrenium voratum is the source of this 685-nucleotide messenger RNA. The record is from the annotation of a GenBank genome assembly. NCBI's taxonomy places the organism in Eukaryota, Dinophyceae, Suessiales, Symbiodiniaceae.